This is a messenger RNA of Triticum turgidum subsp. durum (durum wheat), 1209 nucleotides long. NCBI's taxonomy places the organism in Eukaryota, Viridiplantae, Streptophyta, Magnoliopsida, Poales, Poaceae. The record is from the annotation of a GenBank genome assembly.
AUGGCCAGCGGCAACGUGUCCACCGUCUACAUCUCCGUCAUCGACGACGUCGUCGCCAAGGUUCGUGAGGACUUCAUUACCUACGGUGUUGGCGAUGCCGUCCUCAACGAGCUCCAGGCUCUCUGGGAAAUGAAGAUGCUGCACUGUGGCGCAAUCUCAGGGAACAUCGACCGCAACAGGGCUCCCCCCGCUUCCGCUGGAGGCGCUCCUGGUGCUGGCGCGACUCCACCCGUGCACGACCUCAACGUGCCCUACGAGGCUACGUCCGAGGAGUACGCCACCCCAACCGCCGACAUGCUGUUCCCACCGACGCCGCUGCAGACCCCGAUCCAGACACCACUUCCAGGGAUUGAUACAGGGAUGUAUAACAUACCCACGGGGCCGUCGGACUAUGCCCCAUCGCCGAUCAGUGACAUGAGAAACGGGAUGGGGAUGAAUGGGUCUGAUCCAAAAACUGGCCGACCAAGCCCUUACAUGCAACCUCCAUCGCCCUGGAUGAAUCAGAGACCACUGGGGGUUGAUGUGAACGUUGCUUACGAGGAGAGCCGUGAGGACCCAGACCGGAUGAUGCAACCUCAGCCAUUGACUAAGGAUUUUCUGAUGAUGUCUUCUGGAAAACGGAAGAGGGAUGAAUAUCCUGAUCAGCUUCCUUCUGGUUCAUUUGUGCCACAACAGGAUGGAUGUGCAGACCAGGUUGCCGAAUUUGUGGGGUCAAAGGAUAACGCACAACAGGUGUGGAAUUCCAUCAUGAACAAGCAAGAAUCAGUAACGAAGACACUUUCUAUCGAAGAAAGCACAAUACCACCACUUCUUCCUCAACAGGACGGGAUACAAGAUGAUUAUAACGAUCAGUUUUUCUUCCCAGGAGUUCCAACCGAAGACUACAAUACCCCUGGGGAAUCUUCGGAAUAUCGAACUCCCACACCUGCUGUUGCAACACCAAAGCCAAGAAACGAUACGGCGGGUGAUGAUGAUGAUGAUGAUGAUGAUGAUGAACCUCCUCUUAAUGAAGAUGAUGAUGACGAUGACGAGAUAGAUGACUUACAGGAUGGCGAUGAGGAACCUAACACGCAGCACCUUGUCCUUGCACAAUUCGACAAAGUAACAAGGACAAAGAAUCGCUGGAAGUGCACUUUGAAGGAUGGAAUCAUGCAUUUGAAUGGCAGAGAUGUUCUAUUCAACAAGGCUUCAGGAGAGUUUGAUUUUUGA